UGUCCUGCUGCGCCAGCUGUGCGCCCCCUGCCCGCUGGGAUCGGGGGUGGGGGUGGGGGUGGGGGCGCGCUUCCGGGGACAGGAGGCCCCGGGCGUUCUGGAACCCCGCCUGGCUGCUCUGGCAAGUCUUUCCUGGCCCCUGCCUUGCACAGCCCCUCUCCAGACUUUACGGUCCAGAAUGUGAGUAGCCACCCCACCCCACCCCCGCCGCCAGUGAUCCAGCUCCCUCUGCAUCCUUCCAGACCGCUCCACCCCUCGCACACCCUUUGUCCUGGCGUUUCCAGUUUGGGUCGCCCCUCUCUCCUCCUUCGCUGAUGUCUUCCUCUUUCCACUUCCCCUUCUCCGAAGACAGACCUUUGCCCUUUUGACAUUUGGUCUGCUCUAGUCCGAAUGCGGCGGACGACUGUAGUCUUCUCCCGCCUCGGCCUGGCCCGCUGGGCUCCGUCCGACUAGGACUGGUGGGGCGGCCGACGACGGGGGGAUCAGCCCCGAGGACCUGCCCCCAUCGAUGCCACCCACCUUCCCUAACUCACCCGUAGGCAACCCCAUUCUCCCUACCCUCUGAUUCCUCCUGGUUCCAGCGUGAGAAAGUCCCCUUCGACAGCCCUCAAGUUGCGUGGGGGCCCGAGCGAGGGAGAGGGGGACAAAGGGAGACCUUGUCUCGGGAGAUUCCUGGGAGAGGACGCCUGAGCUCACAGUGGAUGAGGCGGUGCAUCGAUGGGGGUGGGAGGAAGCUGGGAGGGGCAAACCCGGCUGUUGUCGCCCCCCAACCGCCCUGAGGCCCACUGGAGCAGAGGCGAGUCGCAGAGGAAGUAUUUUGACCACAGUGAGUCAGAAAUAGAUCCAGUCCGCCAUCACCCAGUCAGUCGCAACAUCCUCCCUUGUUUGGGUGCUGGGAAGUGGAACCUAUGUUAAAGACUGUUCCCUGCCCCCCCCCCCCCCCCCCCACCUCAGGAGGCAAUCACGAGUGAUAAGGAAAACUUUGGCCCUGUCAUAAGACACACCCUACACCCAGCAUGGCACUGAGGCCAUCCAGGGGCACCCAGCACAGGGAGGCUGUGGGGUGAGAUGGGGCAGUAGGUGUGCCCAGCAGCAGGAGUUGCAAGUAUUAGGGUCUGUCCCUGUCUGCACAGCAAGGAAAGCUCUCCUCCUGGGCAGCCUGCCCGCUCCACAUCUGAGAAAUUCCCACAAGCCCUGCUUCCAGGGCCUCCAGAAGGCAGGUAAGAAUUCCUGCCGCUUCUGCCCCCUGGGCCUCAGAGAUGGAGCAAGGCUUGGAGGUCCCUGGACAGGAAAGCUGAGCUGGGGACUCUCUGGCUUCCUGUGUGCCCUCUGUGUCCAGGAUUGCUGAUGUUUCAUUUCCAAAUUUGGCAGAUUUCACUUGGAGUGGAAGGGCUAGUGGCUGUCUCUGGAACAGAUCGGGAGCGGGCUGGAGAGAGGAGUAGAGCCAGACAGGGGGGGACCCAGAGCUCCAGCCUACUUUCUUCUCCUCCCCUUCCUUUCCCUUCCUCCUUUUUUCAGCCUCCUCCCCUUCUUUUCCCUCCUUCUCUCCAGCUGCCACGUGCCUCUGCCUAGCUGCUCCCCUCCCUGGGAGCCCCAAGAGCCUGCAUGGCCUCACCCACCUCCACCAACCCAGCACAUGCCCAUUUUGAGAGCUUCCUGCAGGCCCAGCUGUGCCAGGAUGUGCUGAGCAGCUUCCAGGGGCUAUGCAGGGCCCUGGAGCUGGAGCCUGGUGGGGGUCUGUCCCAAUACCACAAGAUCAAGGCCCAGCUCAACUACUGGAGUGCCAAGACGCUGUGGGCCAAGCUGGACAAGAGAGCAGGGCAGCCUGUCUACCAGCAGGGCCGGGCCUGCGCCAGCACCAAGUGCCUGGUGGUGGGUGCUGGCCCUUGUGGGCUGCGGGCUGCUGUGGAACUGGCACUGCUAGGGGCACGUGUGGUGCUGGUGGAAAAGCGCACCAAGUUCUCUCGCCACAACGUGCUCCACCUCUGGCCCUUCACCAUCCAUGACCUUCGGGCACUCGGUGCCAAGAAGUUCUACGGGCGCUUCUGCACAGGCACCCUGGACCACAUCAGCAUCCGGCAGCUUCAGCUGCUUUUGUUGAAAGUGGCAUUACUGCUGGGGGUGGAAAUUCACUGGGGUGUCACUUUCACUGGCCUCCAGCCCCCUCCCAAAAAGGGGAGUGGCUGGCGUGCCCAGCUCCAGCCCAACCCCUCAGCCCAGCUGGCCAACUAUGAAUUUGAUGUCCUCAUCUCUGCUGCUGGAGGUAAAUUUGUCCCUGAAGGCUUCACAGUGCGAGAAAUGCGCGGCAAACUGGCCAUAGGCAUCACGGCCAACUUUGUGAACAGGCGCACCGUGGAGGAGACACAGGUGCCUGAGAUCAGCGGUGUGGCCAGGAUCUAUAACCAGAGCUUCUUCCAGAGCCUGCUCAAAGCCACAGGCAUUGAUCUGGAGAACAUUGUCUACUACAAGGACGACACUCACUACUUCGUGAUGACAGCCAAGAAGCAGUGCCUGCUGCGGCUGGGGGUGCUGCGUCAGGACUGGCCGGAGACCGACCGGCUGCUGGGCCGUGCCAACGUGGUGCCUGAGGCUCUGCAGCGCUUUGCUCGGGCAGCUGCUGACUUCGCCACCCAUGGCAAGCUCGGGAAGCUGGAGUUUGCCUUGGACGCCCAUGGGCGGCCUGAUGUUGCUGCCUUUGACUUCACGAGCAUGAUGCGGGCAGAGAGCUCUGCUCGAGUGCAGGAGAAGCAUGGCGCCCGCCUGCUGCUGGGGCUGGUGGGGGACUGCCUGGUGGAGCCCUUCUGGCCCCUGGGCACAGGAGUGGCUCGGGGCUUCUUGGCAGCCUUUGAUGCAGCCUGGAUGGUGAAGCGGUGGGCAGAGGGCGCCGGGCCCCUACAGGUGUUGGCAGAGCGUGAGAGCCUGUACCAGCUCCUGUCACAGACAUCCCCAGAAAACAUGCACCGGAACGUGGCCCAGUAUGGGCUGGACCCAGCCACCCGCUACCCCAACCUGAACCUCCAGGCUGUGACCCCCAAUCAGGUACAAGACCUGUAUGACGUGGUGGCCAAGGAGCCUGUGCAGAGGAAGAGUGACAAGACAGAUGCAGGAAAGCCGGUGACUGGGUCGGCGGGCACCCAGGAGGAGCUGCUACGCUGGUGCCAGGAGCAGACAGCUGGGUACCCUGGUGUCUAUGUCACCGACCUGUCUUCCUCCUGGGCUGAUGGGUUAGCUCUGUGUGCUCUGGUGCACCGGCUGCGGCCUGGCCUACUGGAACCCUCAGAGCUGCAGGGGAUGGGGGCUCUGGAAGCAACUGCUUGGGCACUGAAGAUGGCAGAGCAUGAGCUGGGCAUCACGCCAGUGUUGUCCGCACAGGCAGUCGUGGCAGGAAGUGACCCACUGGGCCUCAUUGCCUACCUCAGCCACUUCCACAGUGCCUUUAAGAGCACCCACAACCCAGGCCCUGUCAGCCAAGGCUCUCCAGGGACCUCCAGCGCUAUACUAUUCCUUGGCAAACUGCAAAGGACCCUGCAACGGACACGGGCCCAGGAAAAUGAGGAGGAUGUUGGUGGCAAGAAGCGUCGCCUGGAGGUAGAGGCUGCGACCCCAAGUACAGAGGAGCCACCUGUCCCAGAGCCUGGUGUACCCCUGACACCCCCAUUGCAACACCAGGAGGCCGGUGCUGGGGACGUGUGUGCACUUUGUGGGGAACACCUCUAUAUCCUGGAACGCCUCUGCGUCGAUGGCCGUUUCUUCCACCGGAGCUGCUUCCACUGCCAUAGGUGUGAGGCCACAUUGAGGCUGGGUGACUAUGGGCAGCACCCAGGGGAUGGACAUUUCUACUGCCUCCAGCACCUGCCCCAGCCAGGCCACAAAGAGGAUAGCAGUGACAGAGGCCCUGAGAAUCAGGAGCUCCCUACACCGGAUGAGAAUAGCAUGCCAUCAAGCCCGGCUCCCAUGGCCACCCAGGAGGAGGCCAGUCCUGUCCCAAGCCCCAGCCAGCCCACCCGUCGGCGGCUCCGCCUCUCCAGCCCAGAACGCCAGCGGCUAUCCUCCCUCAACCUGACCCCUGACCCAGACAUGGAGCCUCCACCCAAGCCCCCCCGCAGCUGCUCUGCCUUGGCCCACCAGGCCCUGGAGGGCAGCUUUAGGGGCUGGGGAGUGCCAGUCGAGAGCCCUCAAGUUCUUGUGGCCAUGGAGAAGGAGGAAGAGAGUUCCUCCUCCAGUGAAGCAGAAGAGGAGGAAGAGGAAGCUGUGGCCUUGGAGUCAGGCGUGGAAAAGACUCUGCGGACCCUUGCCGAGAAAUCAGGCACCAUGGACAAGUACCCAACAUGGCGCCGGACUCUGCUGCGCCGUGCUAAGGAGGAGGAGAUGAAGAGGUUCUGCAAGGCCCAGGCCAUCCAGCUGCGACUAAAUGAGAUCGAGGUUGAUCUGAGGGAGCUAGAGGCCCUGGGCAUGAAGCUGGAGCUGGCCUUGAGGAGCCAGAGCAGUUCCCCAGAACAGGAAAAGGCACUAUGGCUAGAUCAGCUGCUACAGCUCGUUCAGAAGAAAAACAGCCUCGUGGCUGAAGAGGCCGAGCUCAUGAUCACGGUGCAAGAGCUGCACCUGGAGGAGAAACAGUGGCAGCUGGACCAGGAGCUACGAGGCUACAUGAACAGGGAAGACCUAAAGACAGCUGCCGAUCGGCAGGCUGAAGACCAGGUCCUGAAGAAGCUGGUGGACGUGGUGAACCAGCGGGAUGCCCUCAUCCGCUUCCAGGAGGAGCGCAGGCUCUGCGAGCUGGCCUCGGGGCUUGGGGCCCAGGGCUAGAAGAGGGUGGGCUGCCUGCCUUCUUCCAUACAAGAGAGAUCACCUUACCCCAGGGCAGUGCCACCCUGCUCGUCUGGACUGCCUGGGAGAGGGCCUCACUGCUUAUAAUAAAAAUGUUUCUGCCACAAA
Equus quagga is the source of this 4935-nucleotide messenger RNA. RefSeq names its product microtubule associated monooxygenase, calponin and LIM domain containing 1 (gene MICAL1). The record is from RefSeq and is a predicted model, not a curated record. The transcript has 24 exons. Gene Ontology annotation, molecular function: protein binding; FAD binding. Bases 1606 to 4806 code for a protein of 1066 amino acids. NCBI's taxonomy places the organism in Eukaryota, Metazoa, Chordata, Mammalia, Perissodactyla, Equidae.